AUGGUUCUUCACGACACAAAAUCCUACCUCUUCCUCCUCGGUUUCUUGAUCCUCAUCUGCCUUCCAAUGGCCGCUCUCUGCGGGAAGCGCGACAAAGUCAUCGCGGACAAAGAGCUAGAAGUCGAACGAAAUGGUCAACACUUGCCAUUGGAAGAGUGGUACAAACCACGGUAUAGUCCCUAUACCGGGAGCGCAAGGCCUUUCCGUCACAUUGAAGCCUAUGCGCGCACUGGAGAGACGAAUAUCUGUGACGCGCCCGAAGACCGGCGCGAACUCCGGGAUCGGAUGUCUAUGGAGGGCUAG
Messenger RNA from Fusarium coffeatum, 303 nucleotides. RefSeq lists its product as uncharacterized. The record is from RefSeq and is a predicted model, not a curated record. Bases 1 to 303 code for a protein of 100 amino acids. NCBI's taxonomy places the organism in Eukaryota, Fungi, Ascomycota, Sordariomycetes, Hypocreales, Nectriaceae. The transcript has a single exon.